CCAUUGAUUACAUCGGAUAAAAAGCAUUACUUAAUACGUUUGCCUUCAAAUGCGGACAAAACUAAUAAAUUAAGACAAAUCUCUGGGAUAUCAAUAGCGUCUGAAAUCCAAAAGUUUAUAACCGAUGAGAACAACGACGUGACACAAGUGCUGGCCUAUAGUCGGCUCAACGACACCGUCUUCUACGAGGCGACACAUGCGAGCGCUCGGCCGCAGAAACACAUAUUCAGGAAAUCAAGAAUAUUUGCGGCCGAAGCCGAACCUGCAGUCUGCCUGACCUGCAAUCAAAUGGACCGCAACUGCACCUAUCAAACGGCUAUAUUCAGUCCCAACGCACAACACUUUAUGCUAAUAUGUCUGGGAAUGGUAUUAAAGUUGGGUUCAGAGAAGAAACUCCAGAAUUUGCUUCAAUUCCGCGCUUUUCCGCAGUUUAGGACAUUUCAGGUGCCGAUAGGAGACUAUAGUAAGUGU
Messenger RNA from Oppiella nova, 471 nucleotides. The record is from the annotation of a GenBank genome assembly. NCBI's taxonomy places the organism in Eukaryota, Metazoa, Arthropoda, Arachnida, Sarcoptiformes, Oppiidae.